Molecule: messenger RNA, 1269 nt
Organism: Leptosia nina
Lineage: Eukaryota; Metazoa; Arthropoda; Insecta; Lepidoptera; Pieridae
Source: the annotation of a GenBank genome assembly
AUGACUUUCGUAAGUGCUACGUCCGUGGUUUUAUUCUUGUGUUUGAUCGCGCAGUCGUGUCCACAACUUAACGACCGAUCGAGGUUCCCCCCCACUACGGUAAAUAAUUUACGCCCUCCCACUUUAUAUGACCUGGAGAAAUAUUGUUUGUAUAAUGAUAAGUGGGACUUAUGUCCAGAAGAAACGGUAACUCCAACCGGGGUCACUUCAGUCACAGAAAAUCCUACUUCUGAAGUAAAUCAGUUUCUUUCUACCCUCGAUUAUGAGUUGAGUGAUGCGGAAAUAAAUAAUGCAAUACGGCUGUAUCGUCUACUUCAGACGAGUCAUUUGAUUCCCAAGGCUAUAAGGGACUUGUUCAAAUACUGGAAUUGGAUGUUGAUGAACAGUCCAACGGUGUAUUUAAAUGAGAACAUAAAUCCAGCAAUUUUUAACAGUGACGGCAAUGAAUAUAAAAAUUACGCCAAUCAACUAAACACGGUUGAGGAUAGACACAGUGCUGAUGACAAUUAUAAAGUGAGUUUUAAAAAUGAAGUUCUGAACACCAGACGAGUCGGAUCGUCCUCGAAGAUGUUUGUUAUAAAUAUGUUUAUACACGCUUUGGAUCACGUUGAAAGAACCUUCUAUGCUACGACGUAUGCUGCCCUCAUUUCUAUCAGUCCAGCGAAUCGUAAAGAGAAUGGUAUUAGCUUUGCAUUAUCGGGAUUAUUUCUUCAAAUGGCACUUAUAGCAUUUUCGACAGAAGUUGAUAAUGAAACCAGGGCAGAAAUUAAUAAGUUUACUGCCUUUGAUGUUACUGAACAGGACAAAUUAGGAAUGAUACAAAGCUUACUAGCGUGGCUUCCGGCAUCAAGCGAUCGUCUUAAAUUUAAAUAUGCUACAAGAUUGGUUCUUAAAAGAGGUAUCCGUUUGAGUCAAAAUUUCUUGAGAGGCGCUGCCGUUUCUGCUCAGAUUAAAAUUGACUACGUGAACGGCACUGAAUCUGUAGAAGAUUUGACUAAUAUACUUAAUCGUAUGGUAGUGGAAGAUUCUGAAGGUGCCAUGCAUAAUACAUUUGACGAGGAUGAAUUAGCGGAGGGCGUAUGCGCAGUUUUAAUAUCCACUUUGUAUGUGAGGGCUCGUUGGCGAUCGCCGCCCACCCUUCUCAAUGGCACCUUGCCAUUCUAUGUCAGUGAUAAAGUGCCGAAACAGACUCGCAUGGUUCGCAUAAAUGAUAUGAUGCGUUACAUUAGACUGCCUCAGUGGGAUUCAGAAGUAAGUAUUUGUUUAUAA